CAGGAGGCACCGGGACAAAUGAAAGAGUCAAUGACAUCUCCGAGGGCACUUCCAAAUCUCUUCCUAUCGGUCAAAAUCUGUCAAACUGAGAGUCCAAGUUUGCACGCCUCGCCGCCGCGCUCACCUCCCGCUGUGCUCCUAGCCGCCCUGCUCGACGGCCGCCUCCUACGUGCUCCUCGUAGCCGAGCUCACCGGUCGCCUCCCGCCGUGCGUCUCGCCGCCGCGCACGCCUCCUGCUCUUCUCCCCAUUCACGGGUGCCGGCUUGCCCGAACACUGCCGCGCGCUCCCCACUUCGCCAGGGCCUGCGUCGGCCGGGCCACCGACACCGAGGAUCCCGGCUCGCGCCCUGCAUCGACUGGGCCACCGAGAAGCUCGACCAGGACUCCGCCCAUGAGCUCCACCCCAACUCCCGCUGUGCCUACUGCAUCAACAAGAGGAGCAAUUUUGUGAAGCCUGCUGUUCAGAAGUAAAUGUUUUGAAAGCUUGGUGUUUCUGAAGCUUGCUGUUCAGAGAGAAAUACAAGUUUUUGCUGGCCAAAUUGAAGGAAUAAAGAACAAACUGGUCUUCUGUGCUACAAAGCAAUCAAGUAAGCAUUCCAUGUCUUUUGAACAAUUCCGUGACUGGAUGUACAAUGGUUGGGAUGAAAGUGGAAGGCAUUCUCAGGAAUGGAUUAGAAACACCAAUGAAUUUGUGAAUCAUGCUUUUGAUGGGGUUCGUAGUGCCAAGUAUGGAAUUCGCUGUACUUGUGCAAAAUGUUGCAAUGAUAUUAGAAGAACAAAAACUUUGAUGACCUCUCACCUCUGCCAAUGGGGUUUUAUGCCCAACUAUUAUAGAUGGACAUCUCAUGGGGAGCAACCUAGAAGUGAACCUUUAAAUCACAAUACAGACCCUGCCAACACUUUAGAGGAAAUGUUGUGUGACUUUGGGGAUUCUAUGCAUGUUGAUAAUGAUGAUAAUGUAGAAGCCGAGCCUACACCUGAUGCCAAAGCCUUUUAUGCAAUGUUAGCUGCUGUUCAAGACCCCCUGCAUAAUGUAACAAAAGUAUCACGCUUUAGAGCAGUAACAGAACUGAUGGGCAUCAGGUCAGUCUUCAACCUUUCAGGAGAAUGCAUCAAUAGAAUACUAAACCUAGUAGGGGGCAUUCUGCCUGAGGGUCACACAUUGCCAUCUUCUUUGUAUGAUUGCAAGUCUUUGUUAAGUGGUCUGAAAAUGCCGUAUAUUAAAAUAGAUGCAUGCAUUAACCAUUGUAUGUUAUACUACAAAGAAGAUGAGAAAAAGGUAGUGUGUGAUUUCUGUAAGGAACCAAGGUAUAUAGAAGUUCCAUCUGAUGUCACUCAAAGGAAGCGUAAACCAAUCCCAAGGGUUGUCUUUCGUUACCUUCCAUUGAUUCCAAGAUUGCAAAGAUUGUUCAUGGAGCCAGAAAUUGCAAAGCAUAUGAGGUGGCACAUGGAAGGCAUGAGGGAAAAUGCUAACAUCAUGGUUCACCCAGCGGAUAGUGAAUCAUGGAAAGGUUUAAAUGAGGAUGGAUUUGCAGACGAUCCUAGGAAUAUGAGGUUGGUAAUGUGUACAGAUGGCUUCAAUCCAUUUAGUUUCGGGGCAACAACAUACUCUUGCUGGCCUGUAUUUGUUGCUCCUCUUAACUUACCCCCCGGUCUAAAACGGAAAACAUAUUUCUUAGCAUGGUGAUCCCUGGACCAAAGGGUCCUGGCAAAAACUUCAAUGUGUACAUGCAACCUCUAGUUGAUGAGAUGAAAGAGGCGCAGAGGGGGGUACAAACCUGGGAUAGUUUUCGCAAGGAAAAUUUCAAUAUGAUGCUACCACAUGAUUGUCGUCUUAUUUUCAGGAGCACAAUGCCAGCUCAAAUUUUUCUGCCGACGAGCCUGCGCAUGCUGCAGAUCAAGAUGCGUUUGGAGGUUUCUUCAAUGAGAUUGCAACAGGCGCAAUUACGUUCUCAUCGUUACUCAUGAGUAGCCAUAGCAACUGAAUAGGUCUUGCUUAUGUAGUUUUUUGGAGUAGCAAAAUCUAGCUACUUACUGAUAUGUGACAAUAGUUGAUAUGGGACAAUAGUAGACAUAUCGUGUCAUAUUUUUUGGCCAAGCUAACUCUAGCAUGCAUGUACUGAUCUCAUGUACUGAUCUGUCACGGCUGUAAUCUGAUCAGACAUGUUAUUUGAACGAAGACUGAGAAUGAGUGAAUAUAAUGUCUCCUGUGAAGUUUCUGUUGGUUA
Molecule: messenger RNA, 2228 nt
Organism: Brachypodium distachyon (stiff brome)
Lineage: Eukaryota; Viridiplantae; Streptophyta; Magnoliopsida; Poales; Poaceae
Exons: 3
Coding region: 599-1687 (362 amino acids)
Source: RefSeq, a predicted model, not a curated record